Messenger RNA from Callorhinus ursinus (northern fur seal), 969 nucleotides. It is a transcript of the gene TAS2R10, whose product is annotated as taste 2 receptor member 10. Lineage: Eukaryota; Metazoa; Chordata; Mammalia; Carnivora; Otariidae. The record is from RefSeq and is a predicted model, not a curated record. Gene Ontology annotation, cellular component: membrane. Gene Ontology annotation, molecular function: bitter taste receptor activity; G protein-coupled receptor activity. Gene Ontology annotation, biological process: G protein-coupled receptor signaling pathway; sensory perception of taste.
AUGCCAAGCAUACUGGAAGGCCUCCUCAUUUUUAUAGCAGUUAGUGAAUCAAUACUGGGAGUUUUAGGGAAUGGAUUUAUUGGCCUUGUCAACUGUAUUGACUGUGUGAAGAACAAAAAGUUUUCUAUGAUUGCCUUUAUUCUCACUGGUUUAGCUACUUCCAGAAUUUGUCUGAUAUUGAUAAUAAUUACAGAUGGUUUUAUAAAGAUAUUCUCUCCAGAUAUGUAUUACUCUGGUAACCUAAUUGAUUAUAUUAGUUACUUAUGGGUAAUUAUCAACCAAUCAAGUAUUUGGUUUGCCACCAGUCUCAGCAUCUUCUAUUUUCUGAAGAUAGCAAAUUUUUCCCACCAUUUUCUCUGGUUGAAGGGUAGAAUCAAUAGGGUUCUUCACCUUCUGAUGGGAACCUUGUUUAUUUCAAGGUUAUUUACUUUUCCACAAAUUGUGGAGAUGAUUAAUGAUAGUAGAAUGAAGAGUGGAAAUACAACCUGGAACCUCAACAUGCAGAAAAGUAAAUUCUUUACUAAGCAGAUUUUGCUCAAUCUAGGAGUCAUUCUUCUCUUUACACUAUGCCUGACUACAUGUUUCUUGUUAAUCAUUUCCCUUUGGAGACACAACAGGCGCAUGCAGUUGAAUGUCACUGGACCCCGAGACCCCAGUACAGAAGCGCAUGUGAAAGCAAUGAAAGUUUUGAUAUAUUUUAUCAUCCUCUUUAUCUUGUAUUUUAUAGGCAUUGCCAUAGAAAUAUCAUGUUUCACUCUGCCAGAAAACAAAUUGCUGUUUAUUUUUGGUAUAAUGACCACAGCCAUCUAUCCCUGGGGCCACUCAUUUAUCCUAAUUCUAGGAAACAGCAAGCUAAAGCAAGCCUCUUUGAGGGCCCUGUGGCAAUUCAAGUGCUCUGAGGCGGGGAGACUGCUCACAGCUGCAUAGACCUGCGUGGGGAGAAAUGGAAGUUCUAGGAGAAUAAUCUAG